Molecule: messenger RNA, 894 nt
Organism: Babesia bovis T2Bo
Lineage: Eukaryota; Apicomplexa; Aconoidasida; Piroplasmida; Babesiidae
Product: putative integral membrane protein
Exons: 5
Coding region: 66-893 (275 amino acids)
Biological process (GO): vesicle-mediated transport
Cellular component (GO): membrane
Source: RefSeq, a predicted model, not a curated record
ACAUAUAUCCAACCUGGGACUGUAUAACUCACUGAUAACACUUUGGCUGGAAUCAAUAUCGCAAUAUGGCGUCGGUUAUGUUUGAUCCGCCAUCUUUCGGCCCUUCCAACUUGAAGUAUGAAAAGUUGAUUGCCACUAAUUUGCAGCACAUCCGUGCCGAGAUUUUGUACACGGAGCAUAACAUUGGUGACCUUUCAAAUCGCUUCGUAUCUCAACGAUUGCUUGUUACUAUCCAAAACAAGAUAGAUAAUGUAUUCGCACUCAUUAGCGUGACUGAAGGCUACCUGAGUGAAUGGGAGUCCGACAUCGCACGUUACCCUGGUUUAUUGGAUUCCAGGGCUUCGUUGGACAAGUUGAAGGCACAAUUUAAUCGUGAGGUAUCACGUGCCCGUCAACUUGCUGACGAAGUUAAAAGUCGCUCACAUAUGGCAACUUCAGACACUGUUAACCCUACCCCUCUGGUUUAUAACGUUCCUGGCAAUAGCGAAGUGGACUACAACUUCAUCAACUCUGCCAAGUCAGACCCUGAUUAUGAGGUUUCAGCCAUUCAACAUUUUGAUUUGAUUGAGUUCGAGGGUAGCAGUAGCCUGACUGAUAGUUUAAUUGAGACUCGCAAUCAGGGUAUAAGCCAUAUCAGAUCACAGAUAGAGCAGGCUCGUGGUAUCUUCAGCGAAAUUGCUACUAUAGUAUCAGUGCAGGACGGAGGAUUAAAGUCCAUUGAGCGCAACUUGAAGGAGAGUUAUGACAACAGCGAGGAGGCACUGCGUGACAUCGAGUCGUUGGUAGUAGCUCGCAGUAAGAACUCCCGUCGCAGGCGUUUGUGGCUUGGUGGCAUUGCUCUACUAUCUACUACGUGCAUAAUUUACUACUACCGUUUUAUGCGUGUAGGUUAGU